AAAUAUCUUUUUCCGGUCAAGGGAGCCGAAAACGGUAAACACUACCUGGGUACCAAAUACCAAACACCUCUACUAGAGAUCUAAUAAACCUCAAGAAUCUAGAUAUUUAGAUCUGCGCUUUGUCUAAACUGAACUUUACGAGGCCAAUGAAAAAGAAAGUAGGCUAUGUAAUCUUGGGUCUAGAUCUGGACUCAAGUAGGCCUUGCAGUCAAAUUGUCCUCCCAGGUUUCAAAGACGAGGUGUGAUUUUGUGACCAAGGGAUAAAUGGGCUCCACGAAAGAAUCGCUGAAGCAGUUGGUUGAACGUUUGCGGCUCAGGCCUCAAUCUGUGCGCUGGGAGCAGGAGGAAAUAGUUAUCGUUCGUCGAGGACAAAAUGGGAAACUUGGAUUUUCAGUAUCCACUAUUGAGCUACCUGUAGGAACCACUGCCUGUCUUGUGGAAAAUGUAAAAAAAGAAUGCCAUGUGAGAAGUGGAGAGCUUCAUGUGCGCGACAGGAUUACUCACAUUCGCAACGAGUGCAUCUUCAAGUUCAACAAAAAACAAGUGGAGGAAUUACUCCAGAAACAGGAUUCUGAGAAUUUGAAACUCCACGUUGCUCGUUUUUCAGGCUAUCAGGAUUCCCCACCAAAUGGCAAGAAGACUGGACUUGAGUUCCGCAGGCUUCAUUCCAUCGUGUCUACAGGUAGCGGAUGUGUCUCCAUUGGCUCACAGGACCAGCUGAUGAACGGCAGCAUUCCCAAGGUCAAAAUUCCGCCAGCUGAACCUAGUGCUCCAUGGCAGAAUGGCUUUGGUCACAUACCAGAUUCGGAGCUUCACCACAUCAGAGGGUCUAAUAGUGGGAGAAAUGACAGGAAACCUCCAUCAGGACAUGGCAAGAAAUCCUACAACUACAGCAACCCAUCUGAACCCCAUUCCAGGAGUGCUCCAUGCGACCCCUACCCCGGUAUGUCUGUGACAGACAUCGAAGUCACGAUGAGAGAAGAUGGGAGCAUGACACCGUUGACCCAUGGUAACCCCACUGGUGACAGGACCCCUCCACUUCCCACCAACGAGAGACAAAACUAUUCAGAGAGCCCCAUGUUUCCCCCCAGAUCUCCUACCAAUACAAGACCAGGCCUACCUCCACUCUCUCAUGCUCCUGCGUCCAGUGGCUUCCCCGUCGCAGUGUGUGCGAACCGGCUGUGUGACUCGGAAUCCUGUUUGUGGCAUUACUGUGUACUCAAGUUUCCCCAGUACGUGAUCUGGGAAGACAAAACUAUUGCCAUUGAACUGGAAAAGGGGAAUGCAGCAUCGUUUGGUUUUGAUAGAAAACGCAGAUAUCAUGAGAAAAAGAAGGAGUUAUAUGUCUUGGUGGAGAAGAUUGAUAGGGAUGGUUGUGCUGCGAGCAGUGAUUUGGCUGUAGGAGACUUGAUUCUCUCCAUGAACACCAUUCCUCUGGAUUCUGUUGAGAAGUUAAAAGAAUUAGAUUUCCGGCAAAUGAAUACGCUUCGUCUUCAAGUGCAGCAUCCGAAAGAGUUGUCCAGUGGUGCAGCCAGCCGGGUGGAGCAGAUCAACAUUAUGCACCAGCCUGGCCAGCAGCCAGUUGCUGUAGAGAGAGGAGGAAGACUGCUACCCCCUGAGUCUCCUCCGUCCAGCCCACCUGAUGCCCCCUUUGAACCCUCACCAGGAGAUUUUCCUAUGCAAAGAAUUCCAAGGGAAAUUGAGCCUCGCAAAAAUGUUCUGCCUCAGGUCAGAGUGUUUGUGUUUGGCAGCGGCACCAAUGAGUUUGUACGGUGCAUCUUUGGCGAUGUCAUCAAUAUCCCUUUCGACUCCCGGGCUUCCUACUUCCAAGUGUCUUUGAGGAGACAGCCUAGUGGGGAGGUGAUCACAGACUGUGCCCAGUCAUUCACAUACCUCCUACAGGAAUCCCAAGCCUCGUGCAUCAACGUGCAGUUGAUUUCUGUGUCAGAUGAUAGCUUUUUCCACCACUGCUGCCCUUGGAUGUUCACUUCAAAGUGCAUCUUCAUUUUGGCAUUCGACUACAAGCGCCUGAUCAACUCGGUUGAGUCGGAAAUGCAACGGCUCUUCAGUCUGGCCCACACUGUGCGGACGGGUACUCCGGGCAUAAAUGCUCAUCUGAAACUUUUUGCCCUCAAACCAGAGAAUAUUCAACCAGAAGAGGUGAUGUCUUUGUUCUACACCUCCCCAGCAGUAUCUUUGUUGCCACCACCGGAUGUGAUUCCAGUCCGCGAGGGUACAACGUCCCACGCGGCGAGGACUCGGGCUGAGAUCUUCGACAGCAUGAGGAACAUCUGUGGACUGCAGGAAGUCUGCCUACCAACAGCGAUGGCUCUGGAUAUGCUGGUGAACCAUCAGCAGCUGACCAUGAAUGUGAGAGAUUUGACGGAAACCUUGCAGGAUUGGAAACAAGGAACGUCCUCUUCUAAGCACUCUGUGGUGCAGGUCCUGGAAGAUCUGAGAAACACAGGGAACCUCAUCACUGCAGGUUCUAUGAAUGCACAAUGCUUCACUGAACACAACGAAGAGCUGCUUCUUCCAACAAGGUUCUUUGAGUCUUUGUCACGACUGGCACAGUGCACAGACAGAGACCGGCAGAGCGUGCAGCGGCAGGACAUUUGGCUCCGGCUCAACACCAGCGGCAUUAUCCUAAGGACGCAGAUGCAAGAGUUCCUGGGCGCUGUUGUUGCCUUUUCCGAGAGGCUGCUGACCUCAAUGGAGGACCUGGGACUUAUUUACCCAAUCAACUCUCCCUACGAGGACUCAGGCUUUUCUGACUGUGGUUCUAUGCUAUUUCCCGUCUUUUUGGAAGAUGUGUCUUUUUCUCCGGAGGAGUGUGGUUAUGAGAGGCAUUGGACAUUUGAGUUUACAAGGGACGUUCCGACGUCGUGCUUUUACUGGUUUCUGUCGGAUGUGAGUCGCUGGGAGGAGUAUCAGGAGCUGCACAUGGUGGGGCAGUUUGUUGCUCAUGCCAGGCUGCAGAACUGUGACUUUUAUUUCUGCUUUUUCAAGACUCAAAAGCGCAUCGAGGUGUACUUGAAAAGGGGAUGCCGGCCAUCUGGAAAACCAAGCAUGAGCCAAAGGCUGCAAGAGGUGUUGAGAACUCAGCUUCCCAACAACCAAUGCAUUUUGAGGGAUGACACUCCAACCCCGGGGCCUGUGCGACUGGAUAUAAAUGCUCCGUGGCUACUAAAGGAACAGAAUCCUAGUGAAAGGGAAAAUGAUGACUUGUCUUGGUCACAGAACUGCCCUGGCGUGCUGCAGCCUGGGCCAGCAGACGACAGCCCACCGGUUGGACCGACAGUGCCGCAGCAUACAGGACCCCACGCUAUGGAAGCGGCUGCAGAUUUUGGGAGACUGGAGGAGAGUCAGCUUCGUGUCAUGAGAAUGAGAGUUGGUGAGCUCAGGCACAUCGGGCUGCCUCUAGAAGCCAUCUACAAGUAUAUCAGUAUUCAGAAGAAGUGGGAGAUUCUGGCAGAAUGCUUUGGCCUGAAUGCCGAAGAAACAGAACUGUUCCGGUCCUUGAUGAAAGCCUCUGAGCUUCCAGGGAAGACUUUCCUUUUGGUGUACAUGCACUCAUCCUCUUGUAGGCUCCAAGAUCUGCUUCGGGCUCUGACCCGCAUGGCUGAGAUAGAGUCCAAUGAUCGUGUCUACGAACUGAUACAGGACCUGUGGACAGAAGCGUACAACAAAAAUAACAACAGAAGAAGUACAUAGUUGAAUGUGACGAUAGAAACUUUGUGAAAUCAGCAACCAGAGAGGGGGAAAUCUUGUAUGUGUGUAUUUGUGUGAGGGAGAUGAUUUGCCCAGGAGUGUGUGAAAUGAAAGACAGAGAUAGAGAGAAACAGCACCAAAGGGAGAAAAUGGGAAAAAGAGAGGGAAGGUCUGCAUAAAUUUGUGACAUUAGGCUAGGUGCACACUGGGAAUCUUUAACUAGGCGUCAGUUGUAGUCUUCUGUUCGCGCCUCGUCUCAGUUUGUUGGGUAACACAAAAGUUUUGAGCAACAGUUGCCGGCAAGUUGCGACAAAACACAAACUUUCAGUCGCCAAAAAUGGGAGCUGCCUGUGCAUGCUGUGCUUCUUUAUUUCAUCGUUUACACUUGGGUGACAAAACUGAACUAAUACAGGACUUAUGAUCAUCAGAAACAUACACAAAUAAUGACAGUAACAAUCAGUGAUUGAAGGGAAUAGAGAUGGUGAUGGAUAUUAGAGAUAAUGUUCACCUUCAAUAACUAGGAUGUAUUCCAGGGGGAAGACUCCCACGUGCUCACUCAUGGCUGAGAUAGAGGCCAAUGAUCAUGUCUAUGAGCCGAUGCAGGACCUGUGGACGGAAGCAUGCAAGAAAAAUGUUUGUAAAAUUAUAGCUUGCUUGCGAGACAAUUCGAUUUGUCAUUUUGCAAUUUUGAAUGUUGGGUCACUGGUAAAUUAUUUUAUGUCACAAAUUAAUAGCCAACAACUGUUUCUGUAUAAUUAAUCAGUUUAUAUUAGAAUUUGUUUUUAUGAGGCGUGACCCUCACUCUUUUUUCCUAUACUAUAAUGUUAUGGCUAUCCUGUGAUUACUACAAUGUGCAUACUGUUUUUAAUGAAGCUUCAAAGAUUACAUAGUAUUCUGACAGUAUUGUACCUUUUUUUUUUCUUUAACAUUUUCUGUGCUGACUUUUUUGGAAAAUGCAAGUGACCUGUUUUUUUUCCCUGGUCUCAGGCAUUAUCCAGGCUGUGUUCACUGUGAUUUAGACACUGAAUGUGGAAGAAGAGGUCUAUACUGAGCUAACCACCAGUGGUCACAAACUAUUUGCAGUAGAAAGAUAUUAAUGCAGCAAUACACUUCUACCAUUCUUUUUUUUUUCCGCUGUAUUUUGAAAGAAAGGAAGUCUUCUGUUCUAUGAUCUUCAAAAUAUGUAUAAUAUUAUGAGUGUUUAGAAAAACUUACAUUACUUUUUGUUGUGGCUUCUCACAUUGAUACAGACAACAAAAAGUCAGCGUAAGAAACAUAUAUGGUGAGCUGUAAUCCAAUCUGAAGAGAAUUUCUUAGUGCUUCUGACCUGAAAAAUGUUUACUUUGAUCUAAAGCUGUGCAUGUUACGUUAUGAAAAAAAAAUA
This is a messenger RNA of Aplysia californica (California sea hare), 5095 nucleotides long. RefSeq lists its product as uncharacterized. The transcript has 14 exons. The coding region runs from base 265 to 3714 and encodes 1149 amino acids. The record is from RefSeq and is a predicted model, not a curated record. Gene Ontology annotation, molecular function: protein binding. NCBI's taxonomy places the organism in Eukaryota, Metazoa, Mollusca, Gastropoda, Aplysiida, Aplysiidae.